Molecule: messenger RNA, 808 nt
Organism: Cynoglossus semilaevis (tongue sole)
Lineage: Eukaryota; Metazoa; Chordata; Actinopteri; Pleuronectiformes; Cynoglossidae
Gene: ccl20a.3
Product: chemokine (C-C motif) ligand 20a, duplicate 3
Exons: 4
Coding region: 300-626 (108 amino acids)
Biological process (GO): immune response
Cellular component (GO): extracellular region
Molecular function (GO): chemokine activity
Source: RefSeq, a predicted model, not a curated record
CAGUUAAUUUGCUUCAUUAAAUUUAAAGAAAAGAAAAUAACUAUAGAUAAAAGGACAUUUUCUUUCAUUCACCCCCUCUCCCUCCCCCCCUUCACCCUGUUGAUUCUGCCUGUUGUGGGGGCAGAUCUGGGGGAAUUCUGUGUUGGUGUAAGACUGCAGUUCAGUUCUAUUGUUCUAUUUUCCACCUGUUAAUUUCCUGUUCCCCGGUGCACAUAUAAAGGUGUGCGGCUCAGCUCUGUGUCACAGCCACUGCUCUGACUUGACUCCACCACUGACGAGACGACAGCAGAAGAGAAGCCAUGGUGUCAGUCAAAGCUGCAGUGAUGGUGAUCACAGUGUUGACGCUCUGUCUCUGGGUGACACGCACAUCAGCAGCUCAUCGUGAAUGCUGUCUGAGAUACAUGAAGAAGAAACUCCCCUUUUUUGUGAUCAAGGGAUACUCAGUCCAAGACAAAAGAGAGAUGUGUCCCAUCAAUGCCAUCAUUUUUCACACAAGAAAAGGUAAAACAUGCACAGAUCCCAAACUGAACUGGGUGAUGCACUAUGUCAACCUCCUGAGGAACAAAGCCCAGAUAGUUCACACUGAAGCCCAGUCAAACAACGGCAGCUUCUUCUCUUCUUCUUAGCAUGUUGUUCAUUUGCAAUAAAAACAUCAACCGUGUUGAUUUUUUUUUUCUUGUGUGUGAAGCUCUGUUCAUGGAGCAGUUCUAUAAUUUUAUACGUUUAUGUGACAUCAGUGUGGUUUUGUACAAUUUGUAAAUAAAAGCACAGAGCUGUGUUUCCCAGUCAUUUGUUUACUUUUUUGUUU